UAGCCUCCGUUUCAAUACCGUUCACAUCCCAGGUCAGCAAGCACUCAGGUCUUUCUCUAGUCCCUACAGCCCUCUCUCUCUCUCUCCGCCCUUUUUCUCUUCCUCCGAUCGCUACCCACAGAUCCUGAAGUCCCAGAUCGCCGCCUUUCCGCACCGCUUGGUCUAGGAAUUCCCUUCCUUCACUUGAUUGGGCGGUGGAGGGAUGGACAAUUAGGGCUUAAUUUUAGCUCAAAGGGUACCUUUUGGGAUGAUCGGAUGCUGCUGAUACCCCGCAGGUGGUUUAGGUUUAGGGCUACUGUUUGUAAAUGUCGGUCGCGGAGCUGAAGGAGCGGCAUGUUGCGGCGACGGCGACGGUCAAUGCGCUUCGGGAGCGGCUUAAGCAGAAGAGGCAGCUCCUGCUUGACACUGAUGUGGCGACCUACGCGAGGAGCCAUGGGAAGACGGCCAUUAGCUUCAGCCCUACGGAUCUGGUUUGCUGCAGAACCUUGCAGGGCCACACGGGGAAGGUUUAUUCAUUAGAUUGGACCCAGGAAAGGAACCGGAUAGUUAGUGCAUCUCAAGAUGGGAGGUUUAUUGUUUGGAAUGCUUUGACAAGUCAAAAAACACAUGCAACCAAGCUUCCUUGUGCAUAUGUCAUGACAUGUGCCUUUUCUCCUAAUGGCCAGUCCGUUGCUUGUGGUGGCCUUGAUAGUGCAUGCUCUAUAUUUAAUCUUAAUUCUCAAGUUGAUAGGGAUGGGAAUAUCCCUGCAUCAAGAAUGCUAACUGGUCACAAGGGAUAUGUAUCUUGUUGUCAGUACAUUCCUGAUGAAGAAUCUCACCUGAUCACUAGCUCAGGUGACCAGACCUGUGGCUUGUGGGAUGUUACCACUGGCCAGAGAAUUUCUGUAUUUGGAGGUGAAUUUCCAUCCGGUCACACAUCCGAUGUCUUGAGUGUCUCAGUCAACACGUCCAAUUCAAGAAUGUUUGUAUCUGGUUCAUGUGAUGCAACUGCUAGACUAUGGGAUACCCGAAUUGCUAGUCGGGCAGUUAGAACAUACUAUGGUCAUUCAGGGGAUGUUAAUACAGUCAAGUUUUUCCCAGAUGGGCAACGGUUUGGCACUGGUUCUGAUGACGGCACAUGUAGGCUUUUUGAUAUGCGGACGGGGCAUCAGCUUCAAAUUUAUAGCCAGCAACCUGGUGAAAAUGAUGAAGUCCCUUCAGUGAAGUCCAUUGCUUUCUCCAUAUCAGGAAGACUACUCUUUGCGGGUUACUCUAAUGGUGAUUGUUUUGUUUGGGAUACGCUGAUGGCUGAGGUAGUUCUUAACUUGGGUUCUCUGCAGAACUCACAUGAGGGUACUAUAAGUUGCCUAGGUUUGUCUUCAGAUGGCAGUGCCUUGUGCACAGGAAGCUAUGACAAAAAACUGAAGAUAUGGGCCUUUGGAGGACACAGAGAAGUGAUUUGAUCUACGGUUCUAUCAUCCAGCUAAUAAUGACCUAUUGUUUAGUUAGCCUUUCCUGUGCUUAGAGAAAAGUAUUCGACCCAAAUGUUCCAGUUGGUGUAAAAUUUGUACCAUUUAUGCUUUCAGGUAACUUUUAGCUGUUUUCCAGUUUGAAUUAUUUUAUCUAAUUGCUUGUGCUAUUUUUGUAUGUUUCUAUAGAAAUUGUAUGUAUCACCGCAGUGUGCUCUCAUAGUAGAGGAAUCUUUUAAUUUAGCUACUAUUGUGAAUUUAAAUUUUAAUUUAUAUAUUUUUUUGUUUUCAGCAAA
Molecule: messenger RNA, 1744 nt
Organism: Dendrobium catenatum
Lineage: Eukaryota; Viridiplantae; Streptophyta; Magnoliopsida; Asparagales; Orchidaceae
Product: guanine nucleotide-binding protein subunit beta
Exons: 6
Coding region: 306-1442 (378 amino acids)
Biological process (GO): G protein-coupled receptor signaling pathway
Cellular component (GO): cytoplasm; heterotrimeric G-protein complex
Molecular function (GO): signaling receptor complex adaptor activity; protein binding
Source: RefSeq, a predicted model, not a curated record